CCUCGGCUUCCGGCCGCGUGCGCCCCGGGGCUCCAAGCAGGCGCGGCCAUGCCGGCGGUGCUGGGCCUGGAGGGCAGCGCCAACAAGGUCGGCGUGGGGGUGGUGCGCGACGGCGCGGUGCUGGCGAACCCGCGGCGGACCUACGUCACGCCCCCGGGCACAGGGUUCCUUCCAGGGGAUACUGCUAGGCAUCACCGGGCGGUUAUCCUGGACCUGCUACAGGAGGCGCUCACAGAGGCUGGACUGACGUCCCAGGAGAUCGACUGCGUUGCCUACACCAAAGGCCCUGGCAUGGGUGCCCCGCUGGUUUCUGUGGCUGUUGUGGCCCGUACCGUGGCCCAGUUGUGGAACAAGCCAUUGCUGGGUGUCAACCACUGUAUAGGCCACAUUGAGAUGGGUCGUCUCAUCACCGGAGCCACCAGCCCGACUGUGCUAUAUGUCAGCGGAGGAAACACGCAGGUGAUCGCAUACUCAGAACGUCGCUACCGCAUCUUUGGGGAAACCAUCGACAUCGCUGUGGGGAAUUGUCUGGAUCGUUUUGCUCGAGUGCUGAAGAUUUCCAAUGACCCAAGUCCAGGCUACAAUAUCGAGCAGAUGGCAAAGCGAGGCAAGAAGCUGGUUGAGCUGCCCUAUACCGUAAAGGGGAUGGACGUCUCGUUCUCGGGGAUCCUGUCUUUCAUAGAGGAUGCCGCCCAGCGCAUGCUGGCCACAGGCGAGUGCACGCCUGAGGAUUUGUGUUUCUCUCUGCAGGAGACCGUGUUCGCCAUGCUGGUCGAGAUCACAGAGCGAGCCAUGGCACAUUGCGGCUCCCAGGAGGCCCUCAUCGUGGGAGGUGUGGGCUGUAAUUUGAGGCUACAGGAGAUGAUGGAGACCAUGUGCCAGGAACGUGGAGCCCGGCUUUUUGCCACAGACGAGAGAUUCUGCAUUGACAACGGGGCCAUGAUAGCCCAGGCCGGCUGGGAGAUGUUUCGGGCAGGGCACAGGACCCCCCUCAGUGACUCUGGGAUCACGCAGAGGUACCGGACAGAUGAAGUGGAAGUGACCUGGAGGGACUAACAGGGAGCAGAUAGUAGCCUCUGGGAGCCUGUGGAAGCUGGGCCUGCUCUCCGUCCCAGCCUGGGCGCUCCUGGCCCCCAUCAUCUGAACCUCAAGUUGACUCCGCAAUAAAAUAUUUCUGGUUUUGUAUGUUAGUAA
This is a messenger RNA of Canis lupus familiaris (dog), 1194 nucleotides long. RefSeq names its product O-sialoglycoprotein endopeptidase (gene OSGEP). NCBI's taxonomy places the organism in Eukaryota, Metazoa, Chordata, Mammalia, Carnivora, Canidae. Bases 49 to 1056 code for a protein of 335 amino acids. Gene Ontology annotation, biological process: tRNA threonylcarbamoyladenosine modification. The transcript is spliced from 11 exons. The record is from RefSeq and is a predicted model, not a curated record. Gene Ontology annotation, cellular component: cytoplasm; EKC/KEOPS complex.